UUCGAGAGCAUAUAUUAGCUUUAGAAUAUUAAAUUUAAGUAAUAAUUAACGAGGUCAAUGAAAGAAUGUCUCCUCUACGUAGUGAUGAAGAAGGAAUGGCAACUCCACCUAAAGAUGAACAAGCAAUUUUCAAUGGAUUGGCUGUAAAUGUUAUGGUAGAUAAUACAAAAGACAAAAAGAAAGAUGAAUGCGCAGGAGAUACAAAAACUAAAGAUAAAAAAAAGGAAGUUAAAAAACCAACGAAUCCUGCAGUAAAAACAACUGAAGAGUUUAUGGAUAAAAAAUAAAAUUAUUUUUUUUAAACCAGAGCUCGAAGUCGACUCGAGUCAACCAUCGACUUCCCUAUCGACCCUAUCGACUUCGAUCUCUGUUUUACACGUUAUAUUUUAUUUCUGCAUUUCAUUGAUUUCCAAUUUUACUGUACUUAAUUAUAGAUACAGA
Messenger RNA from Chironomus riparius, 441 nucleotides. Lineage: Eukaryota; Metazoa; Arthropoda; Insecta; Diptera; Chironomidae. The record is from the annotation of a GenBank genome assembly.